Messenger RNA from Mercenaria mercenaria, 3354 nucleotides. Its product is annotated as cyclin-L1-like. The transcript is spliced from 11 exons. Gene Ontology annotation, cellular component: nucleus. Gene Ontology annotation, molecular function: cyclin-dependent protein serine/threonine kinase regulator activity. Lineage: Eukaryota; Metazoa; Mollusca; Bivalvia; Venerida; Veneridae. Bases 37 to 1350 code for a protein of 437 amino acids. Gene Ontology annotation, biological process: regulation of transcription by RNA polymerase II. The record is from RefSeq and is a predicted model, not a curated record.
AAUACUAUCAAUUCGUAGAAGUCACGUAGAUCCAACAUGGCCACGAUGGAAAGAGAUUUUAGUAAAGUGAUUUUAACCCUUGAAAAUGUCCUCAUCCCAGACGAAAAAUUAUCGCCAACCCCUUCAAUGCAAGAUGGUUUAGAUUUAGAAACAGAAACUGAUCUCAGAAUACUUGGAUGUGAGCUAAUACAGACCGCUGGAAUUUUGCUCAAGUUGCCGCAGGUGGCAAUGGCGACAGGACAGGUGUUGUUCCAGAGAUUUUACUAUUCAAAGUCUUUCGUGAAACACAACAUGGAGGUUUUAGCCAUGGCAUGUGUGAACUUGGCAUCAAAGAUUGAAGAAUGUCCUAGAAGAAACAGAGAUGUCAUCAAUACAUUCCAUCAUGUGAAACAAGUCCGCAAUCAGAAGAAUAUUCAUCCCAUGGUUUUGGACCAAAAUUACAUCAAUUUAAAAAAUCAAGUGAUAAAAGCAGAAAGACGGGUGCUCAAAGAGUUGGGCUUCUGUGUGCAUGUGAAGCACCCACAUAAGGUCAUUGUGAUGUACCUACAAGUGUUGGAGUCAAACCAAAAUCAAAAAUUGGUACAAUGUGCAUGGAACUACAUGAAUGACAGUUUCCGGACAGAUGUAUUUGUACGCUAUAAUCCAGAAACUAUUGCAUGUGCAUGUAUAUGGCUUGCUGCCAGACAGCUUCAGGUUCCUUUGCCUAACAGUCCCCCAUGGUUGACAAAUCCAAAGCUUGGAAGAAGUAAUUCUGUAAGAAUUGCAGCUAGAAGUAAAAAGAAUGCAAAGGGACUAUUCUCUGAAAGAGACACGCCAAAUUCUACCUCAAGACAGAAGAGUAGUCAUAAACAAAAAGAGAAUUGUAUCUGUAUAUAUAUUGCUUAUUUCAGUGAUGGAUCAAAGAAGAGGAGAAAUGGUAUAUCAAGAAGCAGGUCGAGGAGUAGAUCAAGGUCAUCGCGGUCCCGUUCCAGUAGAAGUUACAGUCCCGCACCAAAGAAAAGAAAAAGGAGGAGUCUUACACCAGUGAGAAAAUCAAAGAAAGACAAGUACUCACCAGACAGACGUAGCAGCAAGGACAUACACAAGUCGCGUAAGCGAAAACACAGAUCUCGUAGCAGGAGUUACUCAUACAGUCCAUCCCCUGAAUACAAAUCUAGUCACAAGAAAAGGUCGAAGGAUAAGGAUCGCGAUUACAAAGACAGAGAUUAUAAAGAAAAUAAAGACAGAUAUUAUUCGCCUGACCGACACUCGCGUAAACACAGAAACGGACAUCAUUUGAGUCCCUCGCGUGAUCGUAGUGACAAAUACGAUAAAUAUGACAAGUACGAUAAAAUGGUGUACCGUAGAUGAUGUUGGUUCAAAUAUAGUGUCUACAGAAUAUUGUGAUAUGUGCAAGUGUGAGCUGCAUGAAAUAAAUUGUAAAAGUGUAAAUGUAGUUAAUUGAAAGAACAUAUAUUGAUUACUUACUUGACUGGUUCAUGUAUAACUGUAUAUGUGUUUUUAAAGAAAUGCUUGAAGUUUAGUUGAAAUAUAAAUUACAUCUUAAAGUCACAACAGUAAAUUAUUCUGUUUGAAAAUUGCGUUUUUUUCCCCCCAAAGAAACGGGGAAUUUUCAAAGAAAUGCUCUCAGGGUCUUUUUGUUGAUAUAAUUCUUGUAAAGUUAUCAUUUAAGUGCAAUUAUGAAUUAUCUCUUCCAUUGCGAGUUGGAAUGCUUGAUUUUGUAUAUUUCAUUGUUACAUUACAGACUAGUUGUCAGAUGUAAAAGUUAAAAAAAAAACUUUGUUUUUUUUCCAGAUCGAUUUAAUAAAAAGAAUUGUUUUGUUUAUAUGAUAUUAAGGUUGUUUUGAAGGGUAGUGCUAGCAUUCAAAUAAUUUGUGCAAAUGGAACAUUAGCAAGCUUUCCACUGUCUUACUAGAUUUGCAGGUGAAUAGAUAUAAGCCGAUUUUAUUAACACAUUUCAAAAUUUCAUUUAACUAUAGUUUGCAAACAAAACAGAAAGAAACUUUAAAAAGUAGAAGUGAAUAAUUUUUAGCUCAUCUGAUUUUUUGAAAAAAAAAAUGAGUUAUUGUCAUCACUUGAUAGGCGUCUGCGUCAGCGUUGCCUGGUUAAGUUUUGUUUAGGGUCAGCUUUUCUCCUAAACUAUCAAAGCUAUUGCUUUGAAACUUGGAACACUUGUUCACCAUCAUAAGCUGACCCUGUAUAGCAAGAAACAUAACUCCAUCCUGCUUUUUGCAAGAUUUAUGGCCCCUUUUGUACUUAGAAAAUAUCAGAUUUCUUGGUUAAGUUUUAUGUUUAGGUCAACUUUUCUCAUAAACUAUGAAAGCUAUUGCUUUGAAACUUGCAACACUUGUUCACCAUCAUAAGCUGACCCUGUACAUCAAGAAACAUAACUCCAUCCUGCUUUUUUCAAGAAUUAUUGCCCCUUUUGGACUUAGAAAAUCAGUUUUCUUGGUUAAGUUUUAUGUUUAGGUCAGCUUUUCUACUAAACUAUCAAAGCUUUUGCUUUAAAACUUGCAACACUUGUUCACCAUCAUAAGCUGACCCUGUACAGCAAGAAACUUAACUCCAUCCUGUUUUUGCAAGAUUUAUGGCCCCUUUUGGACUUAGAAAAUAUCAGAUUUUUUGGUUAAGUUUUUAGUUUAGGACAACGUUUUCUCUUAAACUAUCAAAGCUAUUGCUUUGAAACUUGCAACACUUGUUCACCAUCAUAAGCUGACCCUGUACAUCAAGCAACAUAACUCCAUCCUGCUUUUUGCAAUAAUUAUUGCCCCUUUAGGACUUAGAAAAUCAUUUUCUUGGUUGAGUAUUAUGUUUAAGUCAACUUUUCUCAUAAACUAUCAAAGCUAUUGUUUUAAAACUUGCAACAGUUUUUCACCAUCAUAAGCGGACGCUGUACAUCAAGAAACAUAACUCUAUCCUGCUUUUUGCAAGAAUGAUGGCCCUUUUUAGACUUAGAAAAUCAUGGGUAGGACAAUAUUUCUAUUAUACAAAAAAAUCAGAGGAGCGUCAGCAACCGCAAGGCAGUGCUCUUGUUUAUAUUUGUGUAGACUGGACAUGAUUCCACAUUUAAAAGGAUUAAAACAACAGCAAUUUUUAUAAGAUUUUGAAUUAAACACUUGGAGUGAAAAAAAACUUGUUCGUUUCAAAAACAGCUGACUGUUUAUUACUUGUGUAUAAAAUGUACAUUUGAUUUUUAGUUUUGUAUAAAGCAGCCUAGAUGGUCUAUUUAAAUAUCAUGACACAUAAAUUGCAGAUUUGUUUAUAUUUCAUUUUGUACAUAGAUCUGAAGAUGUGUAUGGUGUACAGAAAAAUACUUAAAGAAAAUUUUCAGAAAAUAAAUAAAAAAAAACUAUG